GGAACCCGCAAGCCAGCGAGGGUUGGAGGCCGAGGCGCGGGCCGCCCACGUGGCCGCCCAUAGCGGCCCUUGCCUCUCGGCCUGCCGGGCCCCACCCGGGCCUCACCAUACCUUGGCGGCCGCCAUGGGGGCGCGGCGACGGCGGCUCGACUAGCUCGGGCGUCGCUGGCUCGGCGGCCUCUGGGCGGCUAGUCGCAGCUCCUUUCCUCCGCGUCUGGCGCCGGCGUCUCCCGCCCGUCCGCUCUUCCCUCCGCCCCCCGACCCGAACCCUGACCUCUGACCCCAGCGGCGGGAAACGCGCAGUGAUUCAAAACCAGUGCAGCUUUAUUGGCUCUGACGGCGGACAUUCAUUGUCCGGCCCGCCCCGCGCUUCCCGCCAAAACGCCCGCGGCGCAUGCCCGGCCGCGCCUCGGCCGGGGGGAGGGGGGGGGAGCGCGCUCUCCCGGCGACCCACGCGCGCACUUCCGUCUGCAAGCUGUGAGCGCCUUUGACGCUAGCUUGAGCGGCUGGUGGAAGGAUCAGUCAGGACUCGGCGCGUGGCGGUGACGUCAUCGGAAGCCAAGCUGCUAGAGAACGAGACGCCGCUCGUGUGCGCUGGCCGACUAAAGGCAGGCGAAGCCUGUGUCCCUCGCCAGCUCUUGGGGAGCGGGCGGUGCAUCCUCAAACCAGAGUCCCCGCUCUGAGCACCCGAGUUCUGAGUCCCUGUGUGGAGCUGCGGUAUCUGUCACGGCGACGCACCUCGUAGCCGAGCCCUCGUGAGCACCCUGGUCCAGGCAACAGACGAGCCAGGCGAUGAGUGAGAAGCUGGACACGGAAGUUCCGGAGCACAUGGAGGAUUGCGGCCCGGAUGCCAGUGCAGUACAGAGCUCUGCGGCCCCACUAUGUCAAGAAGAAAAGAAGGAGGGGCCUGGGCCAGCCGCAGGGCCUGGAACUCAGCCUGGGCUCUACAGCUACAUAAGGGAUGACUUGUUCACCUCAGAGAUCUUUAAACUGGAGCUUCAAAAUGUACCUCGCCACGCCAGCUUCAGUGACGUUCGGCGUUUUUUAGGCCGUUUUGGCUUACAAUCCCACAAGAUCAAACUCUUUGGACAACCACCAUGUGCCUUUGUAACAUUUCGCAGCGCUGCUGAACGAGACAAGGCCUUGCGAGUGCUGCACGGUGCUCUCUGGAAAGGCCGUCCACUCGGCGUACGCCUGGCCCGACCCAAGGCUGACCCCAUGGCUAGGAAGAGGCGGCAAGAAAGUGAUAGUAAGCCACCAGCAACACAAAUUGCCGAUGUGGUGACGCCUCUUUGGACAGUGCCCUAUACUGAGCAGUUGGAGCAGAAGCGACUGGAAUGUGAGCGGGUGCUACAGAAACUGGCCAAGGAGAUUGGGAGCACUAACCGUGCCCUACUACCCUGGCUGCUUCUGCAGAGACAACAGCACAAUAAAGCUUGUUGCCCACUGGAGGGGGUCAAGCCAUCACCCCAGCAGACUGAAUAUCGUAAUAAGUGUGAAUUUCUGGUUGGAGUUGGGGUAGAUGGAGAGGAUAACACUGUUGGCUGCCGGCUUGGCAAGUACAAGGGUGGAACGUGUGCUGUGGCAUCUCCCUUUGACACUGUGCACAUUCCAGAAGCCACUAAGCAGGUGGUGAAGGCCUUCCAGGAAUUCAUCCGUUCCACACCAUACUCAGCAUAUGACCCUGAGACAUAUACAGGCCACUGGAAGCAACUGACUGUUCGUACCAGCCGCCGAGGCCAGGCCAUGGUCAUUGCCUACUUCCAUCCCCAGAAACUGAGCCCUGAGGACGUGGCAGGACUAAAGGCCUCCUUGGUGUGCCACUUCAUGGAGGGGCCAGGCAAGGCCAGUGGGGUGACCUCCCUCUACUUUGUGGAGGAAGGACAGAGAAAGACUCCCAGCCAGGAAGGCCUGCCCCUGGAGCAUAUGGCUGGUGACCAGUGCAUCCAGGAAGACCUGUUAGGGCUGACCUUCCGCAUCUCCCCUCAUGCAUUCUUCCAGGUAAACACACCUGCAGCUGAGGUGCUCUACACAGUCAUCCAGGAAUGGGCCCAGCUAGACGGGGGCAGCACAGUGCUGGACGUGUGCUGUGGCACUGGUACCAUAGGCCUGGCCCUGGCUCCGAAGGUGAAAAGAGUAGUCGGGAUUGAACUGUGUCAGGAAGCUGUGGAGGAUGCCCGUAUGAACGCCCUCACCAAUGAGCUGAGCAACGUUGAGUUCCACUGUGGCAGGGCUGAGGAUCUGGUGCCAGGCUUGGUGAGCAGACUGUCUUCCCAGCAACUUGUAGCUGUUCUAGACCCACCACGGGCUGGCCUACAUUCUAAGGUGAUUCUGGCCAUCCGGAAAGCUGAGAACAUCAAGCGGCUCCUGUAUGUUUCCUGCAACCCCAGGGCAGCCAUGAGCAACUUUGUGGAUCUCUGCAGGGCCCCAUCUAACCGAGUAAAAGGCAUCCCAUUCUAUCCAGUCAAGGCUGUGGCAGUGGACCUGUUUCCACAGACUCCACACUGUGAGAUGCUUAUCCUGUUUGAGAGGAUGCAACAACACCCCAAUGGCAUAGGAGCCCUGGAGCAUCAAGACCUUCAAACCCCAAGAAAUCUUUCUGAUAUCACUACACAGGAAACAGAGACUUCUCUCUCAUCCUAGGGGAAGUACAGAAUAGUAAGCAGAGGAUGACAGAGAAGUGGUGGGGCUUGAGACUUGCCUACCUAGCUGGUUCAAAUAUUAACCUGUGUCCUAAUAAUGGGAUAGCCAGAUUCUAGAAUAAACAGUUGCUGAAUUUACUGACAUUUUUGUGGUGGGGCAGAGCCUUAACUCACUUGCCACCCAUUAAGGUACAUGCCCUGGACAGUCCUUUUUUGAAGGGUAUGACCUUGAACUCAAUAGCUUUCAUGUCCAAUUUUCCCAACAUUAGCACCAUGUGCUUGUUUUAAGACAGGAUCUCUACAUAGACCAGGCUAGCCUCACAGAUGUGCUUGCUUAACUUCAAGGUUAAAGUGUGCUGAAUGCCAGGGCUAUGGUUUAGCUAUGGUUUAGGACCAAGUAUCAACCAAGUAUUCCAGGGGGGCACUGAGGAUGGCUGAAAACAAAUCUAGGCUGAGUUCAUUUUUGAGUUACAUAUGUCCGAUAAGGCACUUAAGGGCACAAUUGACAGUCCUGGCCAGUUGAAGAUCUAUAAAUAUCCAGCACUCCCAUCAGAAGAAAGAAACCAGCCAUUCCCUUUUGGACAGUUUUAUGUGUUCAGACCAUCAGGGUACACCCUACAGCCUUGGCCAACUCACAGAAGCAGCAUCAGCACAGGCUCUCCACUUUGCAGCAUGACUAUACAUAUAAGACACACCCACCUAUAAGACAGGGAGGGCAUAGGAGACCAGGAAUGUGUAGCAGCACCUGUUGUUAACAGUGCCUGGGUUGGUGAGGCUACAGAGAUACCACCAUUACCAUAUGCUUUUCAAUGUCAAGUCGGUUUUAAGGGCAAUGGUUAGUCAAAAGACUGAACACAAUUGAAUGGGAGGCAGAAAAGAAUCAAGUGUCCAAGUCUAUCGACUUAAUUGAGGGUUCUUUUUGCCAAGAUUAACACAAACAUUAACUGCUGUCAUACACAAUUAGGGAGGAGGAAGAUGCUGUUGGGAGGCCCACAGUUGCUGUUCUGUCUUUCUGACAGCACAUGCCACACACGGAUCUUCAGGUACAUGUGAGAGAGAUACACUGAGACUGUAGAGUGUAGCCCCUCUGAUGAACAGGUACUGGGCAAACACUUGACCAAAACUAGGGCUCUGAAUACACCUCUACUCAAUACCCAUCUACAAUGAGUGCAGGUAGACAAAAACCACCUGAAAUGAGGCCUGACGGCACAGAGCAACUGCCCUUGAGAUCAAGAGAAGCCAUAGCUACUUAUGUACAAUGUGUCAGCCAGCUCUUUGUCAUUGAUGGGUUACACUAUUGAAGGCCCGUGUUGCCUAUUCAUACAUGUCCAUCUGUUGAAAUGCAUGAUUCUAAAUCUUUCAUUCUUACUGUAAAAGUUUCUUUCCAAAUUUUAAAACAUCAUAAAAGCUUUAAAAAUUGA
Molecule: messenger RNA, 4063 nt
Organism: Arvicanthis niloticus (Nile rat)
Lineage: Eukaryota; Metazoa; Chordata; Mammalia; Rodentia; Muridae
Gene: Trmt2a
Product: tRNA methyltransferase 2A
Biological process (GO): RNA processing
Molecular function (GO): RNA methyltransferase activity; RNA binding
Source: RefSeq, a predicted model, not a curated record